This is a messenger RNA of Candida dubliniensis CD36, 2928 nucleotides long. RefSeq lists its product as uncharacterized. The record is from RefSeq and is a predicted model, not a curated record. NCBI's taxonomy places the organism in Eukaryota, Fungi, Ascomycota, Pichiomycetes, Serinales, Debaryomycetaceae. The transcript has a single exon. Bases 1 to 2928 code for a protein of 975 amino acids.
AUGAUGAGUGGUGAUAAUGAAAUUGAAUCAACUUCAAAUCAUCAUCAUCAUCAUCAUCAACAGCAACAUCCACCAUUGACACCCGAUACCAAUGAAGACGAUACCCAUGCUCAGAAACCAAAUAAUGAUAACAACAGUUGUUUAAUUGUUCCACCUGCAACUAAUAUCAAUACUACUCAGGAUGAUAGACAAUCCAAUCAAGAAGAUACAUUACUACCAUAUAACUCAUCAAAUGAAGAAACCCCAUUAUUAUCAAAUAAUUCAAUAAUUUCAAAACGAUCACAAUUAAUAACAAGUUUUUCUCAUUGUUAUUAUAUUAUAAUAAUAUUAUCUAUAUUAUUAACUGGAAUAUUAUGGGGUAGUAUUAUUUAUAAUAUUGUUCAUAAUAUUGAAUCUUCAAUUAAUGAUUCUAUUCAAUUUAAUCUUGAUCAAGUCUCAAUUCAACUGAUAACUCCACAAGGAAUUAAUAUUCAUAUAUUAGGUUCAAUUAAUAUUAAUUAUGAUGAUAUUAUUAAUCUGAUACAACGGAAUUCUAUUAAAUUUUUAACUGGUAUAUUUGGUAGUUUAACAAUUAUUAAUUUACAACCCAUUGAAAUUUAUAGUAAAUUUAUUGAUUUAAAAGAAAAUAAGGAUAUAUCGUUUAUUCAUUUAGUUGAUUCUUAUAUACCUUCUUCAUCACCAAUUAAUAUCAAAAUUGGACAUUUACAAACUACUAAUAUUGAUAUUAUAUCACCUUGUCAAUUUGUUAAUAAUGAUAAUGAUAAUUUUAUGAAAUUUUUAAAUGAUUAUUAUAAAUUAAAUAAUAAUGAUGAUAAAAUUAAUUUAAAAAUUAAAGGAUUGGUUAAACAAAUUAGAAUUAAAUCAUGGUUAUUUAAACAUGAUUUGGAGAAUAUUGAAUUUUAUAAAGAUGUAACAAUUUAUAAACAUGAUAUUAUACCUAAUGUCAAUAUUGAUAAAUUUAAUCUUUAUUCAUCAAUAGAUAAUAAAGGUAAUGAUAUUAUUAAUAUUAAAAUCAAUGCUUUGGUUGAUAUACCAGAAAUCAUUUUAUCAUCAAUUAAAGAUUUGAAAUUUCAAUUUGGCUUAAUUAAUUGGAAUUUAUUCUUUAAUGAUUGUGAUGAAGUAAAAGAUUUGAUUAAAGUAGGAGAUUGGGAAAGUUAUCCAUUUCAAAUAGAUAACAGGCAUCAAUCUAUUUCAUUGAUAGUGAUUGGGAAUAUAUCAUCUAUACCUGAUGAAUUAAUGAAUGAAUGCACUCAAGAUGAAGAUGGUGGUGGUGGUAAAAGUCCUUUGAAUAAAAUUUUACAAAAAUAUUUAGAUAAUGAACCUAUUGAAUUUUAUUUACAAUUAUUAGAUAAUAAUAAUAAUGAUGAUGAUAAUCAAGAUGAAGAUGAAUUACCUGAUUGGUUAUUUGAUUUUUUACAUGAUACACCAAUUAAAUUGGCUAUAACUUUGCCGAAAAUCAAUAUAGAUAAAUAUAAACUUCACCAUGAAAAAUUUGAAAUUAUAAAUCAUUCAUCACAAGUUUCCAUAGAGAAUAAUAAUCAAUCUUUGGUAAGUCAUUGGAAUUCUAAUAUAUCAUUGAAUUUAGACAAUUCAUUUAAAGCAAUUGAUUUAGAUAUAAAUAAAUUUAAAUUUGAUUUUGAAAUAUUUAGUGGUAGAGGUGGUAUCCUUAAAAUAACUUCAAAUGAUGAAUAUAUUUAUAUAACUAUGAUGAAUCAUAAUCAAGAAUUAAUAAAUGUGGUUAUGAAUUUACCAAAUUUGGAUAUUUCAAUUAUUGAUGUAAAUCAAAUGGGAAAAAUCAUCAACAAGGUACUCAAUAGGAACCACAAGGAAGAGGAAGAGGAAGAGGAAGAGGAAGAGGAAGAGGAAGAGGAAGAGGAAGAGGAUUUGUUUAUUGAAGGUAAUUUAUAUGACGUAUAUGGGAAGUUACCAAUAUGGAAAAACAACAAUGGCAAACUUAUUGAUCAUUUAUUUAUACCAUUGAUGAAAUUACCCAAGUUAUCAACUACUAUCGAAAAUUCUUCAAUCUAUUCUUCAAAUUCAUUAUCAAAUUUAACUAUAACCAUCACAAUUAUAUAUUUAAUUAAACUGACUACUAAAAAACUAGAAUUAUUAAUUGAUUUAAUUAUUUAUAAUCCAACUAAUUUCACCAUUAGUAAUUUUGAUUCAUCAUUAUUAAUUGAUCCAAUAAUUUUAGAAAUUUUUAAACAUGAUUCAUUAAUUAGUUCAAUAGAGGUAAUACCUAACACUCAAUCUGGGAAUUUAAUUAUUCCUAGUAAAGAUUAUUUCAAUACAACUAUUGAUUUAAAUAUUUAUUCAUUGAAUUAUCGAGAUAAAUCAAUAUUAGAGAAUUCAAUAAGUUCAUUCAUAUCUAAUGAUAAUUUAUCCAAUAUCACCAUAACCCCAACAACAACAACACCAAUAACAACAACCAAUUUUAAUCCAUUGAUUGAUUUAUUAUCAUCUAUUGAAUUAACUAAUAUAACAAUAAAUUCUCAAAUUUUAUCUAAUGGGAUGAUAAAUUUCUUUCAUGAUCAAAAAUUAAUUAAUAAUAUUCAAAUUCAUUUAUUUACUUCACAAAUUCAAUUUAAUAUUUAUAAUCCAAUAAUUAAUUCAUCAAUUAUAUUAUUUAUUUAUACUGGAUUAGCUAAAACCAAUUCAAAUGAAAAUGUUAUUGAAUUAGGUCAUUUAUUACAUCAAGAACAAAUUAUUAUUCCUGUAAAUGGGAUUUAUCAAACAUCUAAAUUACCCAUUAAAAUAAAUCCUAUGGGGAUGGAAAUUUUGAAGAAAUAUUUACAUGAACAACCCGAUCAAAAGGGGGGGUUGAUGAAUGUAGAAAUAAAUACCGUAUUUAAUGUGAAAAUUGAUCAAUUUGAUGUUGAAUUAUAUUAUAAUGGUAAUGUUGAUGUUGAUGUUAAAUUGGCCAUGUGA